Oryza brachyantha (malo sina) is the source of this 4222-nucleotide messenger RNA. RefSeq names its product putative pentatricopeptide repeat-containing protein At5g13230, mitochondrial. Gene Ontology annotation, biological process: RNA modification. NCBI's taxonomy places the organism in Eukaryota, Viridiplantae, Streptophyta, Magnoliopsida, Poales, Poaceae. The transcript is spliced from 12 exons. The coding region runs from base 169 to 2688 and encodes 839 amino acids. The record is from RefSeq and is a predicted model, not a curated record. Gene Ontology annotation, molecular function: protein binding; zinc ion binding; RNA binding.
CCCACCUACUUGCAAGCGGUGUGCCUGCCGCCGGUCCGCUGCGGCGCUGCCCUGCACGGUGCUGCGCCCGCCGCUUGCUCCAGCAGCUACUCCAGCUCCAGUCCAGGUCUCCAGCUAGCCGGGGUAGCCGCCCGCUCACCACUCGUGGGAGACUGGCAGUCACCUAAUAUGCGAUUGGGCGGAUGGAUGCUCCGGCCACUGAACCGUCGCCGCCUCCUUCGUGCCUUCUCCUGCCCCGUGGCCUCAUGCCGCCGUGGGUUCGCAGCCAAUGCAGCGGCAACGCUGCAGUGGCUGGAGGAGGAGCUCACCUCGCUCGCGCUGCCCCCGACCCCUGGCCCCGUGGUGGACCCCUUCGCGUGCGCCAGGCAGCUGCAGGGCUGCAUCGAGCGCGGUGAUGCCCGCGGCGGCCGCGCGGUGCACGGCUACAUAGUGCGGCGCGGAGGGGUGGAGCGCCUGGACCUCUUCUGCACCAACGUCCUGCUCAACAUGUACGGGAAGGUUGGCCCCUUUGUCAGCGCACACAGGCUGUUCGACCGAAUGCCUGAGCGCAACAUGGUGUCCUUCGUCACACUUGUCCAGUCCCACUCUCAGCGCGGUGAGUUUGAGGCUGCUGUGGCUCUGUUCAGGAGGAUGCGGUGGGAGGGACAUGAGGUGAACCAAUUCGUGCUCACCAUCAUGUUGAAGCUGGCUACUGCCAUGGAUGCACCAGGGCUUGCUGGGGGUGUGCAUGCUUGUGCAUGCAAGCUGGGCCAUGAUCACAACGCCUUUGUUGGUUCAGGGCUGAUUGAUGCCUACUCCUUGUGUGGGCUUGUCAGUGAUGCGGAACAUGUGUUUAAUGGGAUCGUGCACAAGGAUGUUGUUGUUUGGACUGUGAUGCUUUCUUGCUAUUCUGAAAAUGACUAUCCAGAGAAUGCCUUUUGGGUCUUUUCCAAGAUGAGGAUGUUGGGUUGUAAGCCUAACCCUUUUGCACUUACCAGCAUGCUCAAAGCGGCAGUUUGCUUGCCAUCAGUUGUGCUAGGCAAGACCAUCCAUGGUUGCGCUGUAAAAACCCUUCACGACACCAACCCUCAUGUUGGUGGUUCUUUGCUUGAUAUGUAUGCCAAAUGUGGGGAUGUUAAGGAUGCACGCUUGGCUUUUGAGAUGAUUCCCUAUGAUGAUGUGGUACUUCUGAGUUUCAUGAUAUCCCGAUAUGCACAGAGCAAUCAGAAUGGACAAGCUUUUGAAAUAUUCUUCCGAAUGAUGCGGUCUUCUGUGCUGCCCAAUGAAUAUAGUCUUUCUAGUGUUCUGCAAGCUUGUACUAACAUGGUUCAGUUGGAUCUUGGCAAGGAAAUUCAUAACCAUGCUAUAAAGGUAGGACAUGAGUCUGAUCUUUUUGUUGGCAAUGCACUAAUGGAUCUCUAUGCCAAGUGCAACGACAUGGAAAGUUCACUUAAGGUCUUCUCAUCAUUGCGAGAUGCCAAUGAGGUGAGCUGGAACACAAUUGUUGUUGGCUUCAGUCAGUCUGGUUUUGGAGAAGAUGCAUUGAGUGUAUUCUGCGAGAUGCGAGCUGCUCAGAUGCCUUGCACUCAAGUUACAUACUCUAGUGUGCUCCGAGCUUGUGCAAGCACAGCAUCUAUAAAACACGCUGGUCAGAUUCACUGUUUAAUUGAGAAGUCCACAUUUAAUAAUGACACUGUCAUUGGCAAUUCACUUAUUGAUGCAUAUGCUAAGUGUGGAUAUAUGAGGGAUGCUCGCAUGGUAUUUCAAAAUUUAAAGGAAUGUGAUGUGGUUUCAUGGAAUGCAAUAAUCUCAGGAUACGCACUGCAUGGUCAAGCGACAGAUGCUCUAGAACUUUUUGACAGGAUGAAUAGAAGCAACAUUGAAGCUAAUGAUAUCACCUUUGUUGCUUUGCUCUCUGUCUGCAGUAGCACAGGAUUAGUAAAUCAGGGAUUCUCUCUGUUCGAUUCUAUGAGGAUUGAUCAUGGCAUCAAACCAUCUAUGGAGCAUUAUACAUGCAUCGUUAGGCUUCUAGGACGAGCUGGCUAUCUGAAUGAUGCUCUAAAAUUCAUUGGAGAUAUUCCUUCAGCACCAUCUGCUAUGGUUUGGCGUGCAUUGCUUAGCUCUUGUAUAGUCCAUAAGAAGUUGGCUCUGGGAAGAUUUUCUGCAGAAAAGAUACUUGAGCUUGAACCGCUAGAUGAAACGACCUAUGUCUUACUAUCAAAUAUGUAUGCUGCAGCUGGAAGCUUGGAUCAAGUUGCCCUUUUCAGGAAAUCAAUGAGGAAUUUUGGUGUAAGGAAGACACCUGGUCUUAGUUGGGUUGAGAUCAAGGGUGAAGUUCAUGCCUUUUCAGUGGGAUCAGUGGACCAUCCAGAUAUGCGGGUGAUAAAUGCAAUGCUGGAAUGGCUCAAUGUUAAAACAAGCAGGGAAGGUUAUAUUCCUGAGAUUAAUGUAGUGUUGCACGAUGUAGAUGAGGAACAAAAGGCUCGGAUGCUAUGGGUGCACAGUGAGAGGCUGGCUUUAGCAUAUGGCCUUGUAAUGACACCUCCUGGGCAUCCGAUAAGGAUAUUGAAGAAUUUGCGUUCCUGUUUGGAUUGCCAUACUGCAUUUACUUUGAUAUCUAAAAUAGUUAAACGAGAAAUCAUCGUGAGGGACAUAAAUCGCUUCCAUCAUUUUGAGGAGGGAAAGUGCUCGUGUGGUGACUAUUGGUGAUAUUUUUGUUCGUUGAUGUGUUAAAGGAAUCUACACAAGUUAUAUGUGGUAUAAUGUGUUUGGCAAAAUGGCAGUCUUAUAGGAAUCCAAGUUAUCAUGCCUAUAUUCAAGGCACUGGAAACUAUUGUUUUAGAUGACAUGGCUUUGACGUUGUACUUAUGUUAAGUUUCAGCUAUCUUCAAGGCACUGGAGAAGAGAUAUCAUAUCAUACUUGGCUAACCCAUGAGAAUACCAUUACGAAAAAGAACUUUAUUUUAAUGGCAAAAUUUCAAGAUUAGUGAAGAUCAAAUUUCCAUCUUGAUAUGCCAGAACUGUCCAAUCUAUCGACAUCAUGAUUGUUCCUUUUAGGGAAGUUUUAACACAGGUGAUCAAGUACGAGAGCGUGAUUCACGAGUUCGACCCCUACUUCAACUUCCACGUCACUCAGUUUUUGUCGAAGAAUGGGAUUUACGAGUUCUGGAACUGGUUUGAUGACAGGACAUGAUACCCCCUUGGCCGUGUGAUUGGCGGUACUGUGUAUCCUGGCUUGACAUUGACAGCUGGAACCAUUUGGUGGUUGCUAAAUUCUCUAAACAUUCCACUGUCAGUAGAGACUGUGUGUGUGUUCGUUGCUCCAAUUUUCUCGGCAAAUGCUUCUUGGGCUACUUACCUAUUAACAAAGGAAGCUAAGGGCACUGGGGCUGGAUUGAUGGCAGCAGCCAUUUUGGCAAUGGCGUUUCUAUUUCAAAAGACUGCUCUGCACAAGUGCAACAUGGCUGGAAAGCCUUCUGUUGCUACUCGUGUUCUGGACAGUAUGACUGACAACCUAAGGCCUACUCGUGCAGAGGCUACGGAUGUGGCAAAUGGUACUUGAUGCGAGUGAUGCUAUUCUCCUUGCUGCUGAGACUGCGUGCUUUAUAUCCAAUUAAAACUAUAUCAAUGGAGGGUAAAAUUUGUGCGGAGGCUGAGGUGGUCUUCAACCAAGAUUUAUACUUCAAGAAGACUGAAACAUGUUGGAGAACCCAUGACCCACUUGGAGUCUAUUGCUUCCUCUGAUGUGUGCGCAAGGAAAUUGACCGCUCGGCGAUUCGAGGGGCCGUAUGCUCACUCCUCACACUAUCUGAAAGAGGAGAUCAAGGCACAUCGUGAUCUAAGGUUGGGGCUGUCAGUCGUCAAGGAGAACACUGCCACCUAGAGUUUUCUUUUUUAGCCUCCUACUUUUCCCGUCGGCGCAGGGAUCAGCAGCAGCUUGUGUAAAUAACUUCGACAUUGCGCGGUCAGGAACAUAGCAGAAGAAGCCAAGAAAACUGACAGACAUGUUAAAGCCAAAAAUUUACUAUUUUAUUUCCUUCAAUUUAUUUUUAGAAAAGAUAUUAGGAAUAAUAAUGUUAUAGUUAUUUUAUCAAAAAAUAAUAUGCAUGUCUUGUAGAGUCAAGUAGUGUUACAUCUUAGAAGGAUUCUCUGUGAGGAAUAGACAGGCAUCCUAUGAACUACAUCUCAAUUUGAACCUUCUCUGUCAUUUUACAAGAACUAUAAGUUUUUCUUCCCGUUAAUA